Molecule: messenger RNA, 643 nt
Organism: Culicoides brevitarsis
Lineage: Eukaryota; Metazoa; Arthropoda; Insecta; Diptera; Ceratopogonidae
Product: mitochondrial import inner membrane translocase subunit tim16-B-like
Exons: 2
Coding region: 105-527 (140 amino acids)
Biological process (GO): protein import into mitochondrial matrix
Cellular component (GO): TIM23 mitochondrial import inner membrane translocase complex
Source: RefSeq, a predicted model, not a curated record
AUUAACCCAAAAAUGUGCCAGAAAUAAAUAAAUCCAGAAAACACGAAAAAAUAUCGCGUAAUUACCAAAAUUACUGUAAACAUCGGUGACGAAUCCACAUAAAAAUGGCAAAAUACUUGGCACAGAUCAUCGUCUUGGGCGGACAAGUGAUCGGUCGAGCCUUUGCACGAGCCCUCAAGCAAGAAUAUGCCGCGAGUCAGGAAGCUGCUCGACGAGGAGGCGGCGGACGACAAGGCGCCAACCGAGCAGAAGCAAACGCCAAAUCAGGCAUCACCUUAGAAGAAGCACAACAAAUUUUGAAUGUUAGCAAAUUGGAUCCGGAAGAAGUGCAAAAAAAGUAUGAACAUCUCUUCGCUGUGAAUGACAAAUCGAAAGGUGGCUCGUUUUACCUGCAAUCCAAAGUGUUUCGAGCGAAGGAAAGAAUCGACCAGGAAAUGAAGUCGCAGGGAAUAAUUAAAAAUAAAACAGCAGAGACAGAGACGAAAAGCGAAGACAGUUCCGGAGGCGGCGACAAAACGAAAGGUUAAUUGUACUACAAAAAAAAUGUGAAAUUGUUGCUUUAAGUAGUGUUAGUUAGCGACAUAAAGAAAGUUUUCAAUGAAAAACACCUGAUUUUACGUAAAUAAGCGCUUUUAAUGUGUAA